AAGAGGGAGUCAUUGAAGCCGGCGCGUGCAUAGAGGAGGAGACCAUGAACGGCGACCGGACCGAGAGCGACUGGCAGGGGCUGGUGAGCGAGUACCUAGUGUGUAAAAGGAAGCUGGAGAGUAAAAAGGAAGCCCUGCUGAUCCUUUCCAAGGAGCUGGACACAUGCCAGCAGGAAAGAGACCAGUACAAACUCAUGGCCAAUCAGCUCCGAGAACGCCACCAGUCGCUGAAGAAGAAAUACCGGGAGCUGAUUGAUGGAGAUCCAUCACUGCCCCCGGAAAAGAGGAAACAGGCUAAUCUUGCACAACUAUUGAGAGAUUCUCAGGACCGAAACAAACAUCUGGGAGAAGAAAUUAAAGAACUUCAGCAAAGGCUUGGAGAAGUCCAGGGUGACAAUAAGCUCUUGAGGAUGACCAUUGCCAAACAGAGGUUAGGAGAUGAAGAAAUCGGCGUGCGCCACUUUGCAGCCCACGAGCGCGAAGACCUGGUUCAGCAGCUGGAAAGAGCUAAGGAGCAGAUCGAGUCUUUGGAGCACGACCUGCAGGCCUGUGUGGAUGAGCUUCAGGAUGUUAAAGAAGAACGGGCUUCCUACCAGGACAAAGUGGAGAGGCUAAACCAGGAGCUAAACCAUAUCCUGGGUGGGCAUGAGAACCGCAUCAUUGACGUGGAUGCCCUGUGCAUGGAGAACAGGUACCUUCAAGAGAGAUUAAAGCAGCUGCACGAAGAGGUCAACCUCCUGAAAUCUAACAUUGCCAAAUACAAGAAUGCUCUCGAGAGACGGAAAAACUCAAAGGGCCAGGGUAAAUCCAACAGCAGUGCACUGACUGGCGUCUUGUCUGCAAAGCAAGUUCAGGAUUUGUUAUCUGAGGACCACGGGUGCAGUCUCCCAGCUACUCCGCAGUCCAUUUCUGACCUGAAAUCUCUGGCUACAGCCCUGCUGGAGACAAUCCACGAGAAAAACAUGGUCAUCCAGCACCAGAGGCAAACCAACAAAAUCCUAGGGAAUCGAGUGGCUGAACUAGAGAAAAAAUUAAGAACUCUGGAAGUUUCUGGUUUGUGGAGUCUUCCGGGAGGCAAGGACACCAUACUGUUCAGUGACCCCACUCUUCCCACCACCCAGAGGUCGAGAUCCCCACUGCUGAAAUUCACUGAGCAGCCCACCGAGAGCACAGCGAAUUCCAAGAGUGGGGAGGUUCAAAAGCAAGAGCAAGAUGAAAGGUGUGCCGCAGCCGAGGUGUUGACAGCACCAGAGGAUGCUGGGAGGCUCACUGUCAACUCCCCAGCAAAUCAGAACCCCGGGAACCAGCGCAAGCACUUUCAUCCUUCAUUACCCCAGUUACCUUCUGAGGAAGAAAUAAACAGGCUUGGAAGGGAAAUAAUUAAACUGACAAAGGAACAGGCAGCUGCAGAGCCAGAAGGGGACAGGAGGGAGAGCCCUGAGAGUCCCGUGGAGGGCCAGAGGAACGAGGUGGGGCCAUCCCUGCUGGGCCUGGCCUCCCAGGGAGAGCUCUCCAAAUCUUGCCCGGACUCCUCUGAGGCCAGCCAGCCAGCGCCCAGAAAUCCCACACCUGAAGAUGGCAGUGGGACCUCAGAGGGUGGAGGGCCGAGGAGCACCGUGAAAACAUGAAGGGAAACAGACUGAAUAUGAUGACAUAUUGAAGGCACUGGGAACAGAAGAGAAUAAAGCAUCAGAACCCGCCGAAGUCUCUUCCUCCUAACACACCUCCGAGUCUGCCAGUGAGAAAACACCCCGGUCCUGUUGCAAACUGUGAAUAUUCUGAUGCCAGUACAGUCUGAUUUAUUAAAUGCGGGUCCUCAAGCUUCUCCGUGUCAUCUCUUUCUGCUGAAGAUACACUGCUGUGAACAUGGCGAGGCCCAGGAAUCGUGCUCGUCAUAUGGCUGGUUCUCCACAUUCGUCUUUUCUUGUCAGCAUUUGUUUUAUUAGCGAUAAGAUGUUUUUCUAUUAGCGCUUAAUGUUGUCGAUCAAAAUUAUGGGAAGAGCUUGAAACGAUGGGGUUUUUAAUCAGGUCCCGUCUUUGUAACUGUGCGGCGUCUGGAGAGAAAGGUGUAAUUGAGCACAAUGGGUCCACAGGGCCCUGUUACACUUCAUCAUGUCAGGGCCCCCAAGGACCUCCCGGCCUGGGUGUUUGGCAGCCUGCCUACAGCGCUGUCUGUCACGCAGGCUUUGGAGGCUGGGCUUCUGGCGUGAAAUCCGCAGCCCCUGUUGAGGCCUGCCUGCUGACUGCAAGAGCUGGUUUUCCAGCCUAAAAUUCCAGAGAUUAAUUGAUCUAGAGUGAUUGGGGUGGGGAGAAGGGAACUCCUAGUGGUGUUUUGAGUUGUUAUUUCCAAGAUGAGAGGAGAGGCAGCUGUUGUUAGCUGCCCUGCUGUGGAGCCUGACCCUGACUCAUGGCGACUCCACACACAACAGAGUGGAACACUGCCUGGUCCUGUGCCAUGCCCCUGAUUGGUUGCAGAUUGGACCGUUGUGAUCUGUAGGGUAUUCAUUGGCUGAAGAUGAGAGGGAGAAUCUGGAAAUGCUGGUUCUCACCUUUCAACCUGUGAUGCAUAUAGGAUUUUCUGGCCAUUUGGGGUUUGGAGAGCCCUGGUGGCGCAGUGGGUAAGCGCUCAGCUGCUAACCAAAAGGUCGGCAGUUCGAAUCCACCAGUCUCUCCUUGGAAACCCUAUGGGGCAGUUACAUUCUCUCCUGUAGAGUCGCUGUGAGUCAGAAUUGGUGCAACAGCAGUGGGUUUUGUGGUUUGGAAGGAUUUAGCUGCUUAGGGCCAGUCCAGUUUUCCCAAACCACCUGAAACCUUGAACCUUCACACAUUCCAUACAAUCUUAUGGCUGCCUCUCCUGUGCCAGGUGCUGGGAUUUUAAAGAUAAGACACAAAGCUUAUGGCCCUAGAGGGCAGAGAGAUGGAAAAACAAAAUAAUUUCAUUAUAGCACAGUUAAAGAGACCAGUGGAGUCCCUGGGUGGUGCAAAUGGUUAACAUGCUCAGCUGCUAACUGAAAGGCUGAUGGUUUGGGUCUACCCAGAGAUGCCUCAGAAGAAAGGCCUGGUGAUCUACUUCCAAAAUACCAGCCAUUGAAAACCCUGUGGAGCACAGCUCUACUCUGACACACAUGGAGGCCCCACAAGUCAAACUCGAUUCAACGGCAACUGCUUUUAAGGACAGUGGAGCCGAGUACAAGGUCCGGGGAUGAGAAAGGAGGGAGUGGCCACUCCCACUUGGUUCUUUCCUUUGGAAUAAAAAUUAGCUUUUCUAGGCAGCAUCUGGCACCGCAGAAAAUUGAAGGAUCAUCAAACGAUAGCCCUGUCUUUGACCUGGACUCAGGCCGUCUCUCCAGGAAGGCCUGAUGCGAGAUCCUAAAGCUCCAACCAUCCCUGAGAACAGAAUCACUCCUUUAAGAGACCCUCUGGCAGGAAAAAGAGGGACUCCCAAGGUGGUCGGGGUUGAGAAUUCAUCCUAAAAACAGGAUAUUUAGUCCCUGGGUAGUGCAGACGGUUAAGCAUUCGACUAAGAGCUGAAAGGUUGACAGUUCAAACCCACCAAGAGGUGCCUUGGAAGAAAGGUCCGGCAAUCUGAUUCCAAAAGGUCAUGCUUUGGAAAAAACUAUGGAGCAGUUCUACUCUGCACAGAUGGGGUCGUCAUGAGUAGGAACCGACCGGACAGCAACUAAAAAUAGGACGUUUAUACCAGGCUUGCGAUCCUAGGUGUGAAACCUACACAUGGGUGGCCAGGCUUCCCUGACACUCCCCUGUCCAAUUUUGUUUCUUGGUGUCACUCUACUCGCAGUGAAGGUAGGAGCCCCAUCAGAUUUUAUGUGGUCUCACUCUGAAUGGGGCAACCUGCAGACAAGAAGUCCCAGUCCUUUGUCAGAUACACACGGGGGCGGGGUGGGGGGACGUCCAGCUACUUUCUUCCCACUCACCAGAGGUCACCCCAUCUAGCAAAAGGGGGUACAUGUCAGAGUCAGUUCACUGGUGCUCCUGGUGAGGUGGACAUGCCAUCACCCCCCCCCCCCACUGUCACUCACACCACUCCAUUCACCCCUCUGUGCUCCAGCCUCCCACUCAGCCCUACCCCCACAACUUCUCUUUUAGGGAGGUCCCUUCUGUAGCUGCAGUGCUUACUCCAGCCAGCAGCCACAGAAAUUAUAUUCCUGCUGGACUAGGCCUUAACUGUCUGCAAAUGUCCAAAACUGCUGCACAGGAUGCCAGAACCACCACAAGAAAACACAGCCAAAUUUAAUACAAUAAUAAUAAAAAGGAAAAUCUCCCCCAGCAAAGGCUCUGGUUUUGACACACAGUCUGCCAGGUGCAUGUCUUUAGGGCCCAUUCAUCGCCUUCUGGAAAACAGAGCUUAUAAAAAAAAAAAAAAAAAACUCCAGUAAAUUCCAUCACAGUCAGGAAAACAGCAGUGAGUUCCGGAGAGUUUGGGUGGGGGGAAGUGGGGCGAUAACAUAAACGCCUGUGUUAUCAGAUGGAAUUGGGGCCAACGAGUUGAUCCUGGCACAUGUGUAGCCAUGACAAUACCCUGUGUAUACAUGUGACCCUGUCCCACCUCUGGAUCCCAACCCAACAUGACUCUUCUGUUCCAAAGACAUUAAAGAGAGUUCCAGCAAUUACCUGUAGUUGUCAUUGGUCGUUUUUAGAGUCAUUCUGAAAGCCUGCAGUAUUCUUUCCCUACUCCACUAAACCCUGCAUUAGUCAGGAUACUGUCAGCUGGGAGUCACACUUAACAAAAUUAAACAAUUUUAACAAAAUUAAACAAUUUUAA
Molecule: messenger RNA, 4783 nt
Organism: Loxodonta africana (African savanna elephant)
Lineage: Eukaryota; Metazoa; Chordata; Mammalia; Proboscidea; Elephantidae
Gene: CCDC149
Product: coiled-coil domain containing 149
Exons: 12
Coding region: 45-1628 (527 amino acids)
Source: RefSeq, a predicted model, not a curated record